Messenger RNA from Aspergillus sclerotioniger CBS 115572, 2460 nucleotides. RefSeq names its product beta-glucosidase. The coding region runs from base 1 to 2460 and encodes 819 amino acids. Gene Ontology annotation, molecular function: beta-glucosidase activity. Lineage: Eukaryota; Fungi; Ascomycota; Eurotiomycetes; Eurotiales; Aspergillaceae. The record is from RefSeq and is a predicted model, not a curated record. Gene Ontology annotation, biological process: glucan catabolic process. The transcript is spliced from 2 exons.
AUGAAGGUCCCGGCCGACUAUACUGCGCUGCUUUCAGGGCUACUGCUGGCCCCUUCUGUGGGUGCCAGCACUUGUCAGACCCCGGUUGACCAUCCGGGGACGGCCUUCAGCUUUGUGCAGCCUCUUAACACCACCAUCUACAGUCCCUAUGGCCAUUCUCCGGCCGUGUUUCCGUCGCCCAAAACGAAUGGUAAUGGCGGCUGGGAAAAGGCAAUGGCUCAGGCCAAGGACUGGCUGUCGCAGCUCACGGUCGAGGAGAAAGCCUGGAUGACCACCGGUCAGCCAGGUCCCUGUGUCGGAAAUAUCCUUCCUAUUCCGCGCCUCAAUUUCACCGGCCUCUGUCUCCAGAACGGUCCUCAGUGCCUCCAGCAGGGUGACUAUUCGAGUGUCUUUGUCAGCGGUGUGUCCGCUGCGGCCAGUUGGGAUCGCAAGCUACUCUACGAUCGAGGCUAUGCCAUGGCCACAGAGCACAAGGGCAAGGGCACACACGUUGUCCUCGGGCCCAUCGCCGGUCCUCUCGGCCGCAGUCCCUACGAUGGGCGCACCUGGGAGGGCUUCGCUGCUGACCCUUAUCUGACCGGAGUCUGCAUGGAGGAGACCAUCAUCGGAAUGCAAGACGCCGGUGUGCAAGCAAAUGCCAAGCACUUUAUUGCCAACGAACAAGAGACCCAGCGUAAUCCUACUUACGCACCAGAUGCGAACGAAACCACCUACAUUCAAGAUUCGGUGUCCUCGAAUGUGAAUGAUCGCACCCUCCACGAGAUCUACAUGUGGCCAUUUGCCAACGCUGCCCGCGCUCGUGUCUCAAGCUUCAUGUGCUCCUACAACCGUCUCAACGGGUCCCACUCGUGCCAGAACUCUUACCUCCUCAACCAUCUCCUCAAGACCGAGCUCGGUUUCCAAGGCUACGUCAUGUCUGACUGGGGUGCCACUCACAGUGGCGUCGCCUCAGUCGAAAGUGGUAUGGACAUGACCAUGCCCGGUGGUUUCACCCUUUACGGGGAGCUCUGGACCGAAGGCUCCUACUUUGGCCAGAAUCUCACAGACGCCAUCAACAAUGGCACGGUGUCUACUGACCGUAUUGAUGAUAUGAUUGUGCGCAUAAUGACUCCAUACUUCUGGCUAGGCCAGGACCAGGAUUACCCUAGCGUGGAUGCCUCAGUUGGCGCCUUGAACACGGAUUCCCCGCCAGACACCUGGCUCUACCCCUGGAAUUUCACCGGUCCCAGCAACCGUGACGUCCGCAGCAACCACAGCCAGAUGAUUCGUGAGCACGGUGCCGCCUCGACGGUCUUGCUGAAGAACGUGCGCAACGCUCUCCCGCUGCGCAAGCCCCGCAACAUUGUCAUCGUCGGCAACGAUGCCGGCCCUGUCACUCAGGGUGCGUAUAACCAGAACAACUUCGAGUACGGUACUCUGGCCAACGCCGGUGGCUCCGGAACCUGUCGGUUCAGCUUUUUGUCUACUCCGCUAAAUGCCAUCACCGCUCGAGCCCGUCAGGACGGUGCUCUCGUGCAAACCUGGCUCAACAACACCCUGAUCACUGAGAAGGCCAUGCCCGAUCUGUGGAACCCGGAGCAGCCUGACGUCUGUCUCAUCUUCCUCAAGGGCUGGUCUGAGGAGAAUGUCGAUCGCCGGUUCCUGGACCUCGACUGGAACGGCAACGCGGUUGUUGAGGCUGUUGCUAAAUACUGCAGCAACACUGUGGUGGUGACUCACUCAGCAGGAGUUAACGUUCUCCCGUUUGCUGAUCACCCCAACGUCACCGCCAUCCUUGCUGCUCACUACCCGGGUGAAGAGGCCGGCAACUCUCUCGUGGAUAUCCUUUACGGCGACGUUAACCCGUCUGCGAAGCUCCCUUAUGUGAUCGCCUACAACGAGUCGGACUACAACGCCCCCCUCACCACAGACGUGCAGACCAACGGCACCUACGACUGGCAGAGCUGGUUCGAUGAGGAGCUCGAAGUCGGAUACCGCUACUUUGAUGCCCACGAUAUUCCCGUGCGCUACGAGUUUGGCUUCGGUCUCAGCUACACCACCUUCAAUCUCAGCAGACUGGCGGCCACCGCUCCAGUGGCUACGAAUCUGACUGCGUUUCCUGAGCAGCGUCCUACUCAGCCCGGUGGGAAUCCUGCUCUCUGGGACACGGUAUACACGCUCACCGCGCAGGUGAGCAACAGCGGCAGCGUGGAUGGUUAUGCCAUCCCGCAAUUGUAUGUCGGAUUCCCCGACACCGCGCCUGCAGGGACCCCUCCCAGCCAGCUGCGCGGCUUCGACAAGAUCUGGCUCGAGGCGGGUGAGACAAAGACAGUCACAUUCGAAUUGAUGCGUCGGGACGUCAGUUACUGGGAUGUGGUGGCGCAGGAUUGGCGCAUUCCUGCUGGACAGUUUACCUUCAAGGCCGGCUUUAGCAGUCGGGAUUUCCGGGCCAAGGCGACCGCAACGUUUGUUAAGAAUUAG